Aphanomyces invadans is the source of this 1652-nucleotide messenger RNA. RefSeq lists its product as hypothetical. The transcript has 2 exons. The coding region runs from base 100 to 1332 and encodes 410 amino acids. The record is from RefSeq and is a predicted model, not a curated record. NCBI's taxonomy places the organism in Eukaryota, Oomycota, Saprolegniomycetes, Saprolegniales, Verrucalvaceae.
AUCAACUCGCAGCACGCGCCACAACGCCUGGGUGCUCUGCAACAAGAUCCUGUCGUUCGCGCAGUGUUUGAGUUGGCGCAUUUGCUAACUCACGCUGCCAUGAGCACACCGUCGAACCCACCCAAGCAUACUAUGGUCGUCCAACAGACGAUUCGCAAGCCUCUCCAUGCGGAAGCCCACUUCAACCAGAAGACCAAGGACGGCAGCAUCCCGAUCGUCCUCGUGCCCAAGUACCCCCACUUUUGCGACACGUUCGUGCGCAUUCCGUCGGGGAUGUGGGUGCUGUACCAAAAGUGGAACGCCCACGCGGGGAUCCUCGAACCGGGGUUGAUCCCGGUGUGGGCCGCGUACAACCGCGUCUCUCACAUCGUGACCAAGCACGCCGUCGCGUACUCGGUCCAGGUUGAGCGGUGCCCAACGUCCGACAACGUGAUGGUGCACAUUGACAUCUCGAUCAACUUUCAAAUUGGCCCGACCGCCGACGACGCGGUCAAGUUUGUGUACAUGCUUGGAGCCCAGCGCUUCAACGAGCUCAUCUCGAUGCUGACAGCCGAGGGCAUUCGCGGGCUCGUGCAUUCGGUGCGCCACGAUCAAGUCCAUGACCUGCGCGAAGAGUUUGCAAGCGAGAUGAAGCGGGACCUGAAUCACAAGCUCGUCGCACACGGCGUCGUGAUCCAUAACGUUAAGGUUACAAACGUAGCGCUGCCGACCCGGCUGUCGGCCACCCUCGAAAAGACGACUGCUUUCAAGACCAAAAUGGAGGAGCAGGAAAAGAAGCACGAGAACGACAUGCGCAUGCUUCUGAACGACGAAACCAAGCUUCUCACGGCGAUCCAAAAGGCCAACGACCGCAACAUUAAAGAUCUUGUGGCAAAGAAGGAGCGGGAGCUCAUUUCUCGACAGAAGCUCAUCCUGGACAGCGAAAGCAAGAUGGAAGUCACGUGCAUCAACGAAAAGGCAAAAUACGCCGCGCUCAUUCUCGCGACCGAGGGAAAGCGCGAUGUUGCGUUCGCGACCGCGACCGCCGCCGCAACGAAAAAACGCAAUGACGCGAUGAUGCUGCUCGUCGCCGCCCAACGUGAGUACGAGCAGCGCGUAAAGGCCGAAGAGAUCAGGCAACAGGCCCUGGUCGAUGUCGCGAAAAAGACGGCGGCGGGCAUUUUGGCCGCUGCCACCGCCGAAGCCAACUCGGCUCAAGCGCUAGCUGUCAAGCGCGAAUUCGAAUACGCUUCCAAGAAGAACGAAGUUGAUACAGCGCUCGUCCGCCACGCCAAGAUGGUUGUAAGUGGCGAGAACGGCGAGGCGCUCAUUCACCGCCUCGUCCAUGCCUAACCUCGCCCAACUACAUCCAUAUUCCGCCAUGACUACGACAACAGUAGCGCACUCAAUCCACGCAACUGUACUUACAGAUCAACCUUUCCUUGCUGGAAGUACUCCCGACGCACGUGCGGGGCUUGCACGCCCGGGAGAUCGUGCAAGACAUUGCGUCGCAAAGAUAAAGCCCUGGCACGCGCUAACGAGGCGGAAGCGCUGUGUAAGGCACUGAGUGUACGACAUCCUCCACAAGGCACAGUGCACGUCCGUCUCAAUGUGUGCGAGCUGGUCGAGGUCUUUGACUUGGUGGAUUGCAAUGCGCAAGUUCUGGAGAUGGA